Centropristis striata (black sea bass) is the source of this 640-nucleotide messenger RNA. Its product is annotated as histone H3. Lineage: Eukaryota; Metazoa; Chordata; Actinopteri; Perciformes; Serranidae. Bases 24 to 434 code for a protein of 136 amino acids. Gene Ontology annotation, cellular component: nucleosome. Gene Ontology annotation, molecular function: DNA binding; structural constituent of chromatin; protein heterodimerization activity. The record is from RefSeq and is a predicted model, not a curated record. The transcript has a single exon.
CCUGAUCAGAGAGAGAAGAAGUCAUGGCACGAACCAAGCAGACCGCCCGUAAAUCCACCGGAGGCAAAGCCCCCAGGAAGCAGCUGGCCACCAAGGCUGCCCGUAAGAGCGCCCCGGCCACCGGCGGCGUGAAGAAGCCUCACCGUUACAGGCCCGGUACCGUGGCUCUGAGAGAGAUCCGUCGCUACCAGAAAUCCACCGAGCUGCUGAUCCGCAAGCUGCCCUUCCAGCGCCUGGUCCGAGAAAUCGCUCAGGACUUCAAGACCGACCUGCGCUUCCAGAGCUCCGCUGUCAUGGCUCUGCAGGAGUCCAGCGAGGCUUACCUGGUCGGCCUCUUCGAGGACACCAACCUGUGCGCCAUCCACGCCAAGAGGGUCACCAUCAUGCCCAAAGACAUCCAGCUGGCCCGCAGGAUCCGUGGAGAGAGAGCUUAGACUGUCUGCUGCCCUUUAACAACCACAAAGGCUCUUUUAAGAGCCACCUCACUCUCUACUCUAGAGCUCUACCUCUGUUGUUAUCACACAUGUACAAUCAUAUUUUCAUUUUCUAAAAAUCCAAACCUUCUGAAAAACCCAUAGACACAUUUCCUAUCACAUUUAUUAUCACCACAUGAAUUGCACAUUCAAUCACAUUUUAACCU